CAGUUUAGAUAUGAUGGCGUGAAGUGUUGUGAAAUAUCAUAGUUUUAAUAUUUCUUAUAGAAACUUAAAUUGAAUCUUAAAAUAAAUAAAAGUUGUGCAUUUGUUCAUAUAAAUUAUUAUUUCAUUAAGUUGAUACGUAUUGGCGUGGAAAUUUAUAGGGGAAAUAAUACCGAGCGUCGUAAUGGCUUCAUUAUCGCUUUUAGCUACUUAUGAUGAGCUGGUGAGAUGUACAAAUAUCUUGAUAAAUGAAUCCCAUGAAGAAGAAUUCUUACAGUUUGCUCUAAAUCAAGAAGAAAUGAGACAGAAAUGGUUAGCAUCGGUACAAGAAUGCCAACGUCUUCAUUCAGCCUUAGAUAAGGCUCAUCGUGAUAAUGUUGGUCUUGAUAGAAAAUUGUCUCAUGCUAGGAGAAAUUUAGAAGAUGAGAAACGUAGACGUCGCGCUGCUGAAGACCAAAGAGAUUCAUUAGAAAGACAAAUUGCUAUGGCCAGAAAUCUCUUAUUUAAUGAUGGUGGAAGAAAUUUAAAUGAUGAAACUAGAGAAAAGCUUCAGUUUCUUAACAAUACUACUUUUAAUCAUCCAAGUAACAUACAUAUGCAGGACAUGCACAUUGAUAAGCUCAAUACAAUAGCAGAGCUGGAUUCUACAGGUUCAAUAUUGAGUGAUCUUAACUGCUUAUCAAAGACAGAAGAUGAUUUAGAUACCAGUGCUAUUUUACAAAAUCAGAAAAAAGGGGAAUUGAAAGAGCAACAAUCUAAUGAAUAUUUUACAAAGCAACAUCGCAAUACAGUACAUAAAGUCACAGAAUUGAAUUCAUCCGAUAAAAUAGUAGCAACUACUACUGUAGUUAUGCCAAAGGAUGGUACUAUUACAGCAUCAUCUACGAUUGAAGCUAUACCUGGUGAUGAAAAUAUAGAUCCUCAAGUUUUUUUGCGUAAUUCACGUAAACGACGUAAGAGUGGUACAGAAUGUGAGAGAUCCAAAUUAUCACACAUAGAUACAAAUGAAGUACUAAUAGAUACAGCGCCAUCAGCACCAAAAGCUGAUAUUCUUUCAUCAAGUUCAGACACAGAAGAUGUUUUUAAACCAAGUCCAAAUAUUGGUGGAUAUACUUUAAACGUAAAAAUGUCCAGAACACAUAAUUUUGAAGCUAAAACUGUUAUUAAAAAGGAAACAUGCACACCAUGUGGUAAAAGUAUUCGAUUCGGAAAAAUUGUGCAGAAAUGCAAAGAUUGCAAAGUUAUGGCUCAUACUGAAUGUAAAAAUUUAGUACCAUUACCAUGUGUUCCAACAGGAAAUACGCCUACAUUACGUGGUAUACCUGGUACUAUAGCUGAUUAUACACCUAUGACGCCACCAAUGGUACCUUCUAUAAUAGUUCACUGUGUUAAUGAAAUUGAAUUACGUGGAAUGAACGAACAAGGUUUAUACAGAAUAAAUGGUGCAGCUGCUGAUGUUAAAUGUCUAAAGGAAAAAUUCCUAAAAGGCAAAGGUGCUCCGAAUCUUUCCAAUGUUGAUAUUCCAACUAUAUGUUCUACUUUGAGAGAUUUUCUCAGGUCACUACGUGAACCAUUGAUCACUGUCAGUUUGUGGGCAGAUUUUGUACGAGUCACAAUGAUAACAGAUAAACAAGAUGCUGAUGCUGCUCUCUAUCAAGCUAUUUCAGAACUACCACAACCAAAUCGAGAUACUUUGGCUUUCUUGAUGUUACACUUACAAAGAGUAUCAAGUAGCCCUGAAUGUAAAAUGCCCAUCAGUAAUUUAGCCAAAGUCUUUGGGCCGACUUUGGUUGGUUAUAGAUCCCAAGAACCAUCUCUCGAUAUGCUCAGUGAGACCAAACAUCAAGUUGCAAUAGUAGAAAGUUUACUUCAAGUACCAUCUGAUUACUGGGACAAUUAUGUGAAUCCCACAAACACAAAUGACACAUGUACUCCAAAAACUGGAGAAUUAAGACAUACACCAUCCACAGAGUCACUUCUUAAACGUACUACCUCUCGUAGUUUUUUUAAUACUCCGCUUACUGCCAGCCGUACUUUUGCGAGAAGAAACAAGAAAUAUUUUGCUACACCACCUUCUAGAGCAGGUUGCGAGACAAUUCGCUGUACGCCAGGCAUUUUUUAACGUGUCCAUGAAUCAAUGCGUCGAUGUGUCACUGCUUGUAUUUAGGCGAAUGGCGAAUAUUUUCAACAUUUAUUGUAACUAACUCAAGGUCACAUUAAAACCAAAUGUAAAUAAGCCUAA
Messenger RNA from Harpegnathos saltator (Jerdon's jumping ant), 2239 nucleotides. It is a transcript of the gene tum, whose product is annotated as Rac GTPase activating protein tumbleweed. The record is from RefSeq and is a predicted model, not a curated record. The transcript has 11 exons. Bases 182 to 2119 code for a protein of 645 amino acids. Gene Ontology annotation, molecular function: GTPase activator activity. Gene Ontology annotation, biological process: Rho protein signal transduction; mitotic cytokinesis; mitotic spindle midzone assembly. Lineage: Eukaryota; Metazoa; Arthropoda; Insecta; Hymenoptera; Formicidae. Gene Ontology annotation, cellular component: midbody; nucleus; spindle midzone.